Molecule: messenger RNA, 1477 nt
Organism: Harpegnathos saltator (Jerdon's jumping ant)
Lineage: Eukaryota; Metazoa; Arthropoda; Insecta; Hymenoptera; Formicidae
Gene: RfC3
Product: replication factor C subunit RfC3
Exons: 8
Coding region: 210-1112 (300 amino acids)
Biological process (GO): DNA repair; DNA-templated DNA replication
Cellular component (GO): nucleus; DNA replication factor C complex
Molecular function (GO): ATP binding; ATP hydrolysis activity; DNA clamp loader activity
Source: RefSeq, a predicted model, not a curated record
AUGCAUUAUGCAAAAGCCUGUGCUCUUGCCUUACAUCUCAAACGUGGUUUUGUACACAUAUGUGCCGGCCAAUGAUCGCGCGGUAUUUCAAAAUCCUCAUCGCUUGUCUCACUUAUAUGCCGGCUGACAUUCUGACAACCGCACGGGUGGAUUAUAACCUUUCAAUUAGCUCGACAUAAAUUAUAAAAUAACGAUUUUAUGCUGACACGAUGACAUCUAAUGAUGAACAACUCGUAAACUUACCAUGGGUCGAAAAAUAUCGUCCCAAAAAUUUAGAUGAACUUAUCUCUCAUGAGACAAUAAUAAAGACAAUAAAUAAGUUUAUUGAUGAAAAUCAGCUACCUCAUCUCCUUCUAUAUGGACCUCCUGGGACAGGAAAGACCAGUACUAUAUUGGCGUGUGCUCGUAAACUUUAUACUCCAGCUCAAUUCAAUUCAAUGGUGUUAGAAUUAAAUGCUUCUGAUGAUAGAGGCAUAGGUAUUGUACGAGGUCAAAUCUUGAGCUUUGCUAGUACAGGUACUAUGUACAAAUCUGCAUUUAAAUUAAUCAUUCUGGAUGAGGCAGAUGCCAUGACAAUUGAUGCCCAAAAUGCACUUAGAAGAAUUAUCGAAAAGUAUACAGAUAAUGUACGCUUCUGCAUCAUAUGCAACUAUCUCAGUAAAAUAAUCCCAGCCUUACAAUCUCGCUGUACCAGAUUCAGAUUUCUACCUCUUGCAGCAGAACAAAUAAUACCAAGACUGAAUCAUGUCAUUGAGGCGGAGAAUUUAAAUGUUACAGAAGAUGGAAAGCAAGCGCUGAUGACACUGAGUGGCGGUGAUAUGAGAAAAGUAAUAAGUGUACUUCAGAGUACAUGGUUUGCUUAUGGCAUAGUAAACGAAGGGAAUGUAUAUAACUGUGUCGGACAUCCAUUGCCAAGUGACAUACGUAACAUUGUAAAUUGGUUGCUAAACGAGCCUUAUGAUACAUGUUACAAGAAUAUUCAACAAUUAAAAUUGAACAAAGGGCUCGCGUUACAAGAUAUAUUGACGGAAAUUCACUUGUGUGUAAUCAAAACGUUUAUUUUUCAGUCGACUUCCCCGACUCGAUAUUUAUCGAUCUACUGUGCAAACUAGCAGAAAUAGAAAAACGAUUAGCCUCUGGAUGUCGCGAUGCUAUUCAAGUAAAUUCGCUUAUAUCUGCAUUUUAUAAGAUACGCGAUAUUGAGACGUGAAAGAUUUGCCGUGUAGAUAAUUAGAAAAUGGUUUGUUCUGUAAAUAUGAAGAUACUAAGUAUCGUUCUCCAUUAAUCAAUCUUCGUCUUUUUAUACAUAUUUCACCAGCGACGUAUAUAUUUUUGAGCAUAAUACUCUAUUUUUCUAGUACAUAAUGUACAUACAUUAUAAUAAGUAUGAAGCACAUAUUCGUACAGAGAAAUAAUAUCGCAUCCUUCUCUAUAGAUAUUUAAUUAUAAUUGUCAAGAAUCAUGUAUACGAUAUAAU